Molecule: messenger RNA, 467 nt
Organism: Melampsora larici-populina 98AG31
Lineage: Eukaryota; Fungi; Basidiomycota; Pucciniomycetes; Pucciniales; Melampsoraceae
Exons: 1
Coding region: 46-249 (67 amino acids)
Source: RefSeq, a predicted model, not a curated record
UAUCACAUCUUACGAUGGAUUCGCUGCUGCCUCAUCUUACAUAAUAUGCUCGCGGAUUUAGGAAAUGCUUGGAAUGACGAUGAUUACGAUAGACUUUUGAGGGAGCCCGGUGACGCGGGAGUUCAUCGACGCGGAGCGGCAGUGCAGGACUUGGAUUUCAUUGAAAGGGGCCGGGCCAAGAGAGAAUGUGUUCGAGACCACGCCGUCGCCUACAACUGGCAGAGCGGUGGCCUCCCCAUUGUAUCCUAGCGACUAUCCUUCUCUCGUGGUUUUUUAACAUGUAUCUGUUUAUUUUUUUGGUCGUCGUUGUGGUGGGUAGGAUCUAGAUUACUGGCUAGCACCUGUCCUUCUCUCCUGUUUGUUCUCGUGUAUCUGUGUAUUUUGUUAGUGUUUGAUUAGUAUGUGUUAGCUCAAAUCAUUGGUCUUGUGAAUUUGUUCGAAUUGUAUUGGACCUGUGUCAAAUGCGA